Molecule: messenger RNA, 907 nt
Organism: Camelina sativa (false flax)
Lineage: Eukaryota; Viridiplantae; Streptophyta; Magnoliopsida; Brassicales; Brassicaceae
Product: putative 4-hydroxy-4-methyl-2-oxoglutarate aldolase 2
Biological process (GO): regulation of RNA metabolic process
Molecular function (GO): ribonuclease inhibitor activity
Source: RefSeq, a predicted model, not a curated record
UGGAGAAAGUAAAAUUAAAGACCACAAGAUUAUUCUCAAGUAAUCAUCUCAUAUGAUUCCUUUCUCUAAUCUUCACCACUACCUUUGAUCUGAUUGAUACCAAAACCUCUUCUUUUUAUUUUUCCCAAAAGUUAAAACAAUAUUUUAUUGUAUUAUGGAGAAACUUUGAUCUCCAUCUGAAAUAGUAACACUGUGAAGAGUUCUUCUGCAUCUGAAAUUUGUCUGAUCCAGAAAACUUAGCUGAGAAAAAGAAGAGAGAAGAUGGCGUUUGUGACCACUGCUGAAGUAUGUGACGCGAAUCAAGAGCUGAUUCGGAGUGGUCAGCUCCGAGCUUUGCAACCCAUUUUCCAGAUUUAUGGCCGUCGACAAAUAUUCUCAGGACCAGUUGUUACUGUCAAAGUAUUUGAAGACAAUGGCUUAAUCCGUCAAUUCCUCGAGGAGAAAGGAAACGGUAGAGUACUUGUGGUGGAUGGUGGAGGUAGUCAACGAUGUGCGAUACUCGGAGGUAACCCCGUGGUUCAAGCUCAGAACAACGGAUGGGCGGGAAUCGUUGUGAACGGAUGCAUCAGAGAUGUGGAUGAGAUCAACGGUUGUGAUAUCGGAGUGAGAGCUUUGGCUUCUCAUCCGAUAAAGGCGAGUAAGAAAGGACUUGGAGAACAAAGAGUUCCGGUUAAUAUUGCAGGGACUAGGAUUUGUGAUGGAGAAUGGCUUUAUGCAGAUACUGAUGGGAUCCUUGUCUCCCAGAUUGAGUUAUCCGUUUAAAAAGGCUUUUGUCUAUUAUGUGAUCACUGAUCAUCAGUUACAAAAGAAACCGAACUUGGUCUGUGUUCUUUUUUCUUUUUUCUUUUUUGUGUGUUCUUAUUACUUGAGAGAUGGUUUAAAAGUUUCAUAUUACGUUUGGAAUCUA